Molecule: messenger RNA, 1650 nt
Organism: Spirodela intermedia
Lineage: Eukaryota; Viridiplantae; Streptophyta; Magnoliopsida; Alismatales; Araceae
Source: the annotation of a GenBank genome assembly
AUGUCUGGAAACACGGUGCCCUACCAAGGCGACCGCCUCAUCCUAGAUCGAAACUACGCUCGAUCCCCCGACGAUCAUCUGUUCUUCUCACAGAGAUUUGAGGGUACCUCUGGCCCUAAUGACCUUCUAGGGGCCGAUCUCAGUUUCACAGGCUGCUUGAAUAGCUCAGGCGACUACCACGUCCUCGAGAGUUCCUUCGAUCUCUCGAGCUCCCCUUCAGCGGAAGAUUUCUUCGGCCACGGGGACGUAGUAGCUCCGGCCACGGCCACGGUCGGCAUCGCAAUUGAUCGGUCUACCUCUGGUGGAGUCAACGCAGCCACUCCGAAUUCAUCGAUGUCUUCCUCGUCAAUCGAGGCCGUCGGCGAUGAGGAUUCUGGAAGGAGCAGGAAAUAUCUGGGAGAGAUAGCCAAAGCUGAUGAUGUCGAUGAUGGAACUGAGAAGCCCAAAAAGCCGUAAGCGGAUGCUUUAUCUACCUUUAUCUUUGAUUUUUUUUCAAUUUUCCCCUCCCUGUAAGGUCAAUUUAUGCGGUUAUAAACAUUUUUCGGGGGUUCUCCCACUGCAGAUCAAUUAGGUUUACCUCCUCUUGAGAUUUCCUUCGGGGUUUUCUUAGGAUAAGGUCAGCUUUUAGGGCUUCUACUGUUCAUCUGAAGUCCUCAUCCUUCCGAUUCGUUAAACACCAUUUUGGGGUAAUUUCUCAUUCGAUUGUUCAUGCUACCCAUCUACUUCUAGUGUAGACAGAAGAAUGGGAACCUAUGAAUGAAAAAUAGAAAGCGUUACGUGAAGAUCUCUGAAGAUUAAUGCAGCUAAUAUGUGCACAUGUGGACAGUAGUUCUCUAAUUGCUGUUCAGAAAAUAUAUGCUUCCUCAUGGUGAUCAUGACAUUUCUGCUUCCUGUUGAUCUCUUUCCGAUCUCUCGGCGCAGGAUCAAGCCGAGGAAGAAAGGCGAGAAGCGACCAAGAGAACCCCGCUUCGCCUUCAUGACAAAGAGCGAAGUUGACCAUCUCGAAGAUGGCUACCGGUGGAGGAAAUACGGUCAGAAGGCCGUAAAGAACAGCCCGUACCCAAGGUUUGGCAAUCUUUGAGUGUCCCCAAGAAUGCCGUUUUACUUAUAUCGCUUAAUAGUAGUAAUCUAUUCGCCUGUUUUUCCAAUUUAGAGUCUAACCCGGUACGAGUUCGAUAUCUCGCCUUGGUCGUCUGGAAAUCUUAUUUCCAAGCACAGCAGAAUCGUUGCAUGCCCUAUUCCUAUGAUUCUAAUUCUCUCUCUCUCUCUCUCGCUCUUCCCUCAUGCAGAAGUUACUACCGUUGCACCACGCCCAAGUGUUCGGUGAAGAAGAGAGUGGAACGAUCUCAUCAAGACCCAUCCAUCGUGAUCACGACCUAUGAAGGGCAGCACACCCACCACAGCCCCGCGACGAUCCGAGGGAGUAGUCACGUACUCGCACCCUCUACCUCCAUGGCGGGCUUCUGCUCUGAACUGCUUCUGCACCAUCGCCGUCUUCCCUCGCCGCUCGACGUGCAACUACGUGAAGCCAGGCGCCUGAGCCCUCAGAGCCUUUCUCCCUACCCUGCAACCCAGCAUCCCCAAUGCCCCCCUGACUACGGCCUCCUUCAAGACGUCGUUCCCUUCGUCGUCCACCACGCCAAACAAUGA